Messenger RNA from Notechis scutatus (mainland tiger snake), 6472 nucleotides. RefSeq names its product pleckstrin homology like domain family B member 2 (gene PHLDB2). Gene Ontology annotation, biological process: regulation of microtubule cytoskeleton organization. NCBI's taxonomy places the organism in Eukaryota, Metazoa, Chordata, Lepidosauria, Squamata, Elapidae. Gene Ontology annotation, cellular component: basal cortex. The record is from RefSeq and is a predicted model, not a curated record.
AAGGAGCCUGUCCGGCUCGGAAGGAGAGACUCCGCUGAAGCAAGUGGCGGAAAGCGAGUUUCUGGAGGGGCUCGAAGAGAGAAGGAUGUACAACAAGGUCGAGGACGAAGAGGUGUCAGAAUUUAUCUGUUUUCAUCUAAUUUGGCUGUAAUAAUCCUCUUUUGGUGAGCAGCAACAUGAUGUCAAAUAGAAAUAAUCUUGCUUACCACAGUCUUAGAACAGAUUCCAACAAAAUGUUGGAAGAAUAUGGCCAUAUGCAAAACCAGGCGGAAUUACAAAAUACCAGUUUGGGAAAAGAGGUAGUUAUGAAUUCUCUUGAAACUGAUCUCCAGCAUAUAAUGGACAAACUCAACCAGAAAAAAUACUCAUCAAGUCUGAAAUUAAAAACAAAUGAAGACUACUCUGGUUCUUAUUUAACACUCUCCCAGCCUCUGGCACCUAAAUUGAGCCCUGCAUCCAGUGUUAAAAGUAUGCCAUCUGUUUCCAAAAUUCAGGGAAUCAAAUCUUUGGCUUGUGAGAACUCUUAUCUUUCAGACAAAAAUGCUUCUCGAAAGCAUAUGGGUCCCAUUUCAGGCACAUUCUCAUCGUUAAGUGGGUGCAGCCUUGGAAAGAAAGACUUUGAUGUUUAUGCUACCAGGGAAAAUGAAAAGCAGUUUGGACAUCUGAGUAAAUUUCCCUAUUCAAAGUACAGUCAGAAAAAUAAAUCUCAUGAUAGUGUCUAUUUCCCAGGAGCACUGGAUGGGUGGAAAAACUCUGGAUCUCUUCUUACAAUGUGGAAUGGGAAUUCAGGAAAUGAUAUCAUUAUUUCACCAUUCGGCAGCUCUGGAGCUGCCAGUAUGCCCUCUAGUCCAAAACAAAGCAGGAAAAUGAAUAUACAUGACAUUAUAUCUGUUCAGGCUAGGUCAGCUAAACAAAAGGAUUCAGUAAUGGAAGCUCAGGGGCCUAGAACCAGAAAAUAUCCGGGUGGUUCAUUGAGCCACAUGGGAGUUUAUAGUCGGUCAUUGCCCAGGCUUUACAAAUCAACAGAAAACCAACUCACACCACUGAGUUUACCACCCAGAAACUCUUUUGGGAAUUCCAAAAGAAAGAAGACUUUUGAAAAAGACCUUCUACCUCAAAAUAUACUGGAUGCCGACAAUUACCUUCAUUUUUCUUCUUGCACUUCAGGGGUAUUGCCAUACACAAACUUUCCACCUGAAGUGAAUUCCUAUGUAAAUUCAACUCUCAGUGUUCCUGCAAGCCCCCGGAUAGCUAGGAAAAUGCUUGUGGCAUCUACUUCCUCAUAUGCAUCUGAUGACUUUGAUAGGGUUGGAUUGUCAGAAACAAGCCCUAAUAAUUCAUUUAUUCCCUUUGAUGCUGAGAGAGGGUUUCCUGCAAGAAGAAGAAUUUCCAAUAGCUCCAUGGAGUUUGAUGAAACAGAUUUGGAAAGCCACAGGCAGACGCCUUCCAUUCGAGAGAGAAAGAGCAGCAUUAGUUCUGUUUCUGGAAGAGAAGACCUAAUGGACUACCACAGGAGGCAAAGAGAAGAAAGGCUGAAAGAACAGGAAAUGGAGAGACUGGAGCGCCAGAGACUAGAAACCAUUCUUAAUCUAUGUGCAGAAUAUUCCAAGACUGACAAUGAACCUGCCACAGUCACUACCGUAGCUGAUGUUCAGAAAAUUAAUAAAGAACUUGAAAAACUCCAGUUGUCUGAUGAAGAUUCGGUCUUUGAAGAUUCUCAGAUAAUAGCAGACUCAAGAUUCAGAGAUCAUUUGCAGCUUCCAGCUGAAGAUUCUGAUUUCUCUGAAUUCAAUGAUCUUGGACAAAAUGCUAUGGGUUUCUUUUCUUCAAGAGGAACAAAUAAACAUUUAAAUGGCAACAGGACAAGUUCACCUUUAUCUUCUGCUUUCCUUAAGGAUGUCACUGAAUCUCCCUAUCUAAGCAUUAUGUCAAAGUCACCAGAAUGCAUAAGCAAUGAACAAAUAACAUCAGAACUUAAUCAAAUGGAAGAACAGCGCAUUAUAAUACUAAAUAACCUGGAAGAACUUGAACAAAAGAUCAAAGACUUAAAUGAUCAGAUGGAUGAAUCCUCCAGAGAGAUGGAUAUGGAAUGUGCCCUAUUGGAAGCAGAGCAGAAAUCUGAAACAGCUGAACUGCUCAAGGAGAAGGAAAUAGUAGAUCAUUUGAACAGGAAGAUAGCAGAGUUGGAGAGAAAUGUCAUUGGUGAAAAGGCCAAGGAAAAAAUAAAGCUUGAUGCUGAGAGGGAAAAACUAGAAAAGCUUCAGGAGCUUUACUCCGAGCAGAAGACUCAGCUUGAUAAUUGCCCCGAGUCCAUGAGGGAACAAUUACAGCAGCAGCUUAACAGGGAUGCAGACUUGUUGGAGGUAGAAAGCAAACAUUUUGAAGAUUUGGAAUUUCAGCAGCUUGAAAACGAGAGCAGAUUAGAUGAAGAAAAAGAGAAUUUAACACAACAGCUUCUGCGUGAAGUUGCUGAAUAUCAGCGUAGCAUUGUUAGCAGAAAGGAAAAGGUUUCUGCUCUCAAAAAACAAGCCAAUCACAUUGUACAACAAGCACAAAGAGAACAAGAUCAUUUUGUGAAAGAAAAAAACAAUUUACUAAUGAUGUUGCAGAGGGAGAAAGAAAAUCUUUGCAAUUUAGAAAAGAAGUAUUCCUCACUAUCCGGAGGCAAAGGAUUUCCUCUGAGUCCCAGCAGUCUAAAAGAGCUAAGAUCACCUUUCUGUUAUGGAUCUGUGAUUCCUCACUCUCUCUCUCCUCGCCCUCUUGCACAACUCUCACCAGCCGACUGGCCUGAGGUCAGGGCUGCCAAUAUAGAGUCUUUUACUUUACCUGAUACACCACCUCCUCUACCAGCUAAGAAAAACCGAAGGGAACCCCAGCAUUUCCGAAAUUUGGAAGAGAGAAAGAAGCAGCACAAAGAAGGCCUGUACAUGAGUGAUACUUUGCCUCGCAAGAAAACAGCUCCUCCCAUAUCACCUCAUUUCAGUAGUUCUACUCUUGGACGAACUGUUAAGGGUCACCUGCCACUUGGACAAAGCAGUAGCUGUGGCAGCAUACUUCCUCAUUGUUCAGGAUCUAUGACCAAAGAUUUGGAGACAAGGAGAACACAUAAAGGUUAUAAUCAUCAGCAUCUCCGUGAGGAUCAAAGCCAGAAGUCUCCUGAAUUCUACAGCAGAACUGCCUCAGAAUCAAAUGUGUAUCUGAAUGCCUUUCAUUAUCCUAAUCCUAAUCUGAAAGACCACACCUUUGAUACUCUUAGUUUAGAUAGCACAGACAGUAUGGAGACAAGUAUAUCUGCCUGUUCCCCAGAUAAUAUUUCCAGUGCCAGUACUGCAAAUGUGGCAAGAAUAGAAGAGAUGGAAAGACUUUUAAAACAAGCUCAUGCUGAGAAGACACGGUUGCUUGAAUCCAGGGAACGAGAAAUGGAAGUUAAAAAAAAGGCCCUAGAAGAAGAAAAGCGUCGCAGAGAACAGUUAGAAAAAAGGUUACAAGAAGAAACUAGUCAGCGACAAAAACUAAUUGAAAAAGAAGUUAAGAUACGUGAAAAACAGAGAAGCCAGUCUCGUCCCCUGACUCGUUAUUUGCCAGUCAGAAAGGAGGAUUUUGAUCUGCGUGGCCACAUAGAGACAGCUGGCCAUAAUAUAGAGACUUGUUACCAUGUCUCACUCACUGAGAAGACUUGCCGGGGCUUUCUUGUUAAGAUGGGAGGGAAAAUUAAAACAUGGAAAAAAAGAUGGUUUGUGUUUGAUAGAAACAAAAGAACAUUUUCUUAUUAUGCAGACAAACAUGAAACUAAAUUAAAAGGAGUAAUUUAUUUCCAAGCCAUUGAAGAAGUUUAUUAUGAUCAUUUAAAGAAUGCUUGCAAGAGCCCUAAUCCAUUGCUUACCUUCAGCGUUAAAACUCAUGACAGAAUAUAUUAUAUGGUGGCCCCAUCACCAGAAGCUAUGCGAAUAUGGAUGGAUGUAAUAGUUACAGGAGCAGAAGGAUACACACACUUCAUGUUGUAGUAAUAUAGUGCAAAGUUUCGACAAUAGGGCAUAAUGCAAUAAUAGCUGUGUUUGUGAGAAUGGAAAGCCAUUGACAAGUCAUAUGUAUAAAAUUCUAUCAAUAGAACUAAUCUUAAUCUCAAAAGAAAAUGUAUCAUAUGUAAGGAAACAUGAAAUUCUGGUGGGACUUUAUUUUGUUAUGUAUUCGAUUUAUUAGAUGUUGACGUAACACAAAAAACCCUCUACUUAAAAGAUAAGAACCCUCCAAAAAUGAAUAACCAGCCAUAAGCCAAUUUAUGUGGCAUUUUCUUACAAAUUCUACCAUGCUGAACUUUCCUUAUGGAAAAAAAAUGUCAUUAACAGUGUUGCUAUACUUUUAAGUAUAGUAUUUUGUAUUAAGAAGUGAAAGAGAAAGAUAUGAUGCCUCUAUAUUUAAUGUACAGGGUUUAUGAACAAUUUUAUGUUCUUUUCCUUACAAGUAUUUUAUAGCAAAUUUUAAGCUACUGUUUGCAGUGUUUUUUGUCUUAAAACACAACCAAAGAUUCAUACUCCGUGUGUAGAGAUUUAAUUUUAUGUAAUAGAACAGUUUUUAAAUUCUUUUAUAUAUACUAGUGUUUUAAAAUCUUUCUAUCUGUAUCUUUGAAUGCUGGAUGUUAUUUUGAAUGUUAACAAAAUUGAUAUCUUUAGGUAUUUUAGCUUUCUUCUUUAGAGGAUAGAAUCAGAUGAAAAUCUAUAGUGAGCAAUUAUGUCUGCAUUUCUACUGAGGCUAUUGCUUAUUUUCUUAGCAAAUUACAAUUUCUUUACAAAAAUAUUCCUUCACCAUACAGCAUAGAAUUAAGAACCAAAAUUAAAAAGCCAUAACCAUGUAAGGACCUCCCCAAAUAACUUGGUUUUUGUGUGUAAAAUUACAAGUCUAUGGAACAACUAUUCACAACUUUCCCAUAUAAAAUAAAUAUUUGAAUGUAAUUGAAUAUUCUCCCAGACUAAAUUGGCUUAUAAACUAGAAUGAAAAAUUUCUUAGGAUAUACUGUACUUAAGAGCAAUCAUGAAGAAAAAUCUUCAAAUCUUUUCUGAAUUAUAUUUCCAUUGAUGAUGAAGCAUUUCUUUUUGGCACACAGACAUAUUUUGCAGCUAAUUUGAUAGGUGUCUGAAUAGAAGCCAUGAAAACUUAUUUUGCAUCAUAAACAAAAUUGCAACAGUUCUACUACACAUUCAUUUUAGUGCUAUGUUUCAGAUUUCAUAUUCUAGAUCACUCUUUAUGUUGUUAACAUAGAAAAAAUUGUUUCACUAAUGUACUGAGGAAACUAUCACAGCAUUUCUCUUGAAUAAAGUGCAGUACAGUCCUUCUUUCUGUUCCUCAUGUCUGAAGAAAUGUAUGGGGACCAUAAUUCAGUUAACAGAGCAUGUGCAUUAUGCAAAUACUUCCAGGUUUGAGCUCAGGCAACUCUGAUCAAAAAAUUAUUUAGUGCUGAUUAUAAGAAAGAUAAUCUUAGAGGGGAUACUGGACUAAAUCACUAACCACUGAUUCCAGACUCAGUGGGUAAAUUAAUUGAUGGUCUGGACCCUAUAUCUAGCACUUGCCAUACCAUGUUUUUAAAAAAUUAUGCAUUCAAGGGAUCACCGUGUUAUGUUCUUAAGAUUAUAUAUUCCUUAAAGACCAUUUCAUUUAAGAUAAUCUUAUCGUCUUUAAGUACUGUAUUCAGAGGAAGUUUGGAUUUUGAAUCAUGCUUGUAUUUGAUGUUGCCUUUUAAUAUUUUGAUUUUAUACAUGCCAUAUUUUCAGUGCACUAAAUGAAAAAUCUUAACUCUCAUUAAAGAAAUUAUAAAUAAACCACUUUCAAAAAUAGUUAUUGAAAUAUACUGAAUUUAGUAUAGUGUGUGGUGCCAAGUAGCAUGAUAACAGUAGUUCAGAGAUGCCACAUAUCUUCGGAUGCAUUUACACGAAAAAUCACAUUAAAAACUUGCAUUUAAAUUGUUGAAUCAGGGCUUAAAGUUGUUUUUCUUUUAAUUAAAUGCAAAUAAAUAAAGAAGUAUUAAACUUUAAUUGUAUAUACACUGUGUAAUAUAUGUUAUUUAACUUACUGGUAUUUACUUGUGGUUUUGUUCACCAGAGAAAAAGGCAUUAAGUUUAAUUCAGACUAAAUCAUAUUAAAGUAAGACCAUUGAAAUCUAUCAAAAUUAAGUUUGUAUUAAUAGAAAGGUGGAUUGCUUCCAGAAUUUUGUUCUCAACACAAUUCAUCUAGAUCCAUCCCACACUAAAAAAUAAAAAAUACAAAAGAAAAACUUAAAUUUGUGUCUUCUGAAGGAAAAGGAGUUUGAAAAUUUUGCUUCACCAAUGUUAUAAGAUAAUUUCCAAAAAUUAAUGCCAUUGGUUUCACUGUUUCUAAUGAAUAUUUUAAUUUUACUUCUAUAUAAAUUUUACAGGUUUUCUAUUUUUUUUGUAUCUUGCAUGUUGUAAUGGCAACAUUUAAAUAAAUGUUAAAACAUUUU